Molecule: messenger RNA, 787 nt
Organism: Haliotis rubra (blacklip abalone)
Lineage: Eukaryota; Metazoa; Mollusca; Gastropoda; Lepetellida; Haliotidae
Product: UDP-N-acetylglucosamine transferase subunit ALG14 homolog
Exons: 5
Coding region: 75-734 (219 amino acids)
Biological process (GO): dolichol-linked oligosaccharide biosynthetic process
Cellular component (GO): UDP-N-acetylglucosamine transferase complex
Source: RefSeq, a predicted model, not a curated record
AUUGUCUCCCUUGUGGAAACCGAAUUGUCUGCCCUUACUGCGAUAGCUAUGGGAUUUUUGGAAAGAUCAUAAGCAUGGACGUGCUGGUAUUUCUCAUUCUAGUUCCAGUGUGUAUUCUGACAUAUCUUCUGUAUAGAAUUGUAUUUGUCACGGUAAAUGGAAAACACAAUCCAUCAAAUGCAGACAAAAGGAAAGAUCCAGCCUCCUUGAUGGUAGUAGUUGGUUCAGGAGGUCACACAAGAGAAGUCCUGUGUCUGGUGCGGCAGCUGGGGAGCCACUACUCACCCAGGUACUAUAUUAUUGCAGAUACAGACAAGAUGAGUGAACAUAAAGUCCAUGCCUUAGAAGAGAGUAGGAAAGAAGAGCAAGAAGAGUCUCAGUAUUUUGUGAUAAGAAUUCCUCGGAGCCGUAAUGUGAAGCAGUCGUGGGUCACCACAGUGCUAUCAACUCUCUAUGCUGCCGUCUACACUUUUCCUGUUGUCUUCCGACGCAAACCAGAAAUAAUUUUGUGUAAUGGCCCUGGAACAUGUAUUCCUGUUUGUCUUGCUGGACUUAUACUCAAGUGGCUCAACUUCCAGCGUACCAUGAUAGUAUAUGUGGAGAGUAUAUGUCGGGUGACAUCCUUGUCUCUCUCUGCCAAGAUACUUUACCGCUUUGCAGACCACAUGUUUGUCCAGUGGCCGACCCUACAGCAGCAGUAUCCCAAGUGUCAGUACAUUGGAAGAAUUGCAUAGUGAUAUGUUACCAUGUUUUUGUUUGUUAAUAAAACUUUUGUUUUGUUCUAGUG